AUGUUUCACGCAUCCAGCACUCGACUCAACGCCGCCGGUCUCGCACCCGAGCACUCGAAGCUGCUUCCAGAGCGACAGCCCAAAGACGACGAAGCUAACCUCCUCGCUUCCCUUCACCAACUCUACACGUCCGUCACACCAAGCGAUGAAUGCUUCUCCCUGUUCGCCAAUGAGGCCAUCCUCACUCUGCCAACUGGUGACGUAGUCGUUGGUCCCAACGGCAUCAAGUCCAAGUUUGCCGAGCUCCUCGCGCCCUUCCCUCAGCGCACUCUUCGUCAGCGCCUGCUCGUCACCCCCGAGUCGCUGCCUCAACGCACCAUUGUGCUCGACCACGUGCUCAGCCUCGCUUCCGAAGACGGUCAGACGGUCAAGAACAUCCACUCGCUCGUCGUCAUCAAGCGCAAGGCUCUUGACGGCAAGAUCUCCGCUUUCACCGAGGAGGAGGGUCACCGAAAGGCCACUGCACCCCUGGCUGCCAGGGCGGCAGCUGCCAACAGCUUCUACUCUCCCACCGAUGCACAGAUGAGCCCAGUGACGUCCAAGCUCAACCUCGCCAAGAGGAAGCACCACAUGAAGGCAAAGCCUACAGCGCUCUUUGCCAACAAGUCCGGCUUGAGACAGGCCAUUGUGCCCGGCUCGCCUGCCCACAGCACAGGGACCAACGCCGACAUGGAGGCUUAA
Messenger RNA from Kalmanozyma brasiliensis GHG001, 681 nucleotides. Its product is annotated as Spo12. Lineage: Eukaryota; Fungi; Basidiomycota; Ustilaginomycetes; Ustilaginales. The record is from RefSeq and is a predicted model, not a curated record. The transcript is spliced from 2 exons. The coding region runs from base 1 to 681 and encodes 226 amino acids.